GACAACUUACACUUCUAAAUUUUCUUUCAGCUUUUGGAGAUGACUUUCGUUGCAGACCUCCCGCCUCUCUUAUCCGCGAACUCCCCGCACCAUUUCGGCACCAGAGCCUGUCAGUUCUCGGCGCUUUCCCUCACUAGAAAUUCCCUCUUCUUCAAGCUCUCCGUCCCUCCUCUCGGUAGAAAUGCCUGCUCCAGGCGUCGUCUGCCAGGCUUCGGAGUCAUUUCCCAGGCCACCGGCGCGCAAUCCAGAGGCAUUUCCAAUGUUGAACUUUCCGCCGCCGCCGAUGCUGGCCAAGAUCGUCUCUCGAAGGUCCCAAUAUCGAAUAUCAGAAAUUUCUGCAUUAUUGCACAUAUUGACCAUGGGAAGUCGACGCUAGCAGAUCAAUUGCUUCAAAUGACUGGUACUGUGCAGAAGAGGGAAAUGAAGGAACAAUUUCUUGAUAAUAUGGAUUUGGAGAGAGAAAGAGGCAUCACAAUCAAAUUGCAGGCAGCUCGUAUGCGUUACUUGUUCGGAGGUGAACCAUAUUGCCUGAACCUAAUCGAUACUCCUGGGCAUGUUGAUUUUUCGUAUGAGGUUUCACGUUCUCUUGCUGCCUGUGAAGGUGCUCUUCUUGUUGUAGAUGCUUCUCAGGGAGUGGAAGCCCAGACACUGGCUAAUGUUUAUUUGGCCUUGGAAAACAACCUAGAAAUUAUCCCUGUUUUGAACAAGAUAGAUCUUCCGGGAGCUGAACCAAAUCGCGUUUCACAAGAGAUUGAAGAGGUGGUUGGGUUAGAUUGUAGCAAGGCAAUACACUGCUCAGCAAAGGAGGGACUGGGCAUAGCUGAAAUUUUGAAUGCAAUUGUUGAGCGGAUUCCCUCGCCCCAAGAUACUGCUGAACUGCCUUUGAGGGCUCUAAUAUUUGAUAGUUAUUAUGACCCCUAUAGGGGCGUGAUUGUAUAUUUUCGAGUCAUUGAUGGAACAAUAAAGAAAGGUGAUCGGAUUUAUUUUAUGAUUAGUGGAAAGGAUUAUUUCGCUGAUGAAAUUGGAGUUUUAUCUCCCAAUCAAUUGCCAGUUGAUGAAUUGUAUGCUGGUGAGGUGGGUUAUCUUUCUGCUUCUAUAAGAUCUGUAGCAGAUGCAAGGGUUGGUGAUACUAUUACUCACUAUAGUAGAAGGGCUGAAAAGUCACUGCCUGGAUAUGAGGAGGCCACUCCAAUGGUUUUUUGUGGCCUUUUUCCUGUGAAUUCAGAUCAAUUUCCUGAGUUACGUGAUGCAUUGGAGAAGUUACAGCUCAAUGAUGCUGCUUUAAAGUUUGAACCAGAAACUUCAAGUGCUAUGGGCUUUGGCUUUAGAUGCGGGUUCUUGGGUCUUCUCCACUUGGAAAUUGUUCAGGAAAGGCUUGAGAGAGAAUACAAUUUGACCCUAAUUGCCACAGCUCCAAGUGUUGUAUACCAAGUGAACUGUGUAAAUGGUGAUACUGUCGAAUGCUCAAAUCCAUCUUUACUUCCUGAACCUGGCAGGAGGAAGUCAAUUGAAGAGCCAUUUGCUAAGGUUGAAAUGUUCACGCCUAAAGACUAUAUUGGUGCACUAAUGGAGCUUGCCCAAGACAGAAGAGGAGAGUUCAAAGAAAUAAAGUUCAUCACUGAGAAUAGAGCCUCAAUCACCUAUGAAUUACCAUUAGCAGAGAUGGUGGGUGAUUUUUUUGAUCAGUUGAAGUCUAGAAGUAAAGGUUAUGCUAGCAUGGAAUACUCUUUUGUCGGAUACAAGGAAAGUGAACUAAUCAAGCUUGACAUUCAGAUCAAUGGUGAUCGUGUGGAACCAUUGACAACUAUAGUGCACAAGGAUAAGGCAUAUUCUGUGGGAAGGGCUUUAACUCAAAAGCUAAAGAAGCUUAUACCUCGUCAAAUGUUCAAAGUGCCCAUUCAAGCAAGCAUUGGUUCCAAAGUGAUUGCUAGUGAAUCUUUAUCUGCCAUUAGGAAAGAUGUUCUAUCCAAAUGCUAUGGUGGGGACAUCACAAGGAAAAAGAAAUUGCUUAAGAAACAGGCUGAAGGAAAGAAAAGAAUGAAGGCCAUUGGUAAAGUUGAUGUGCCUCAAGAAGCAUUCAUGGCCGUGUUGAAACUUGAAAAAGAGGUCAACUCUGCCUCACAUUGCUCGCAUUGAAGACUAUUUUUUGGCAUCCAAGCUCAAAUGACUUAUGCAGUAUGAAGAAGGGCAAGUCAAAUUACUGUGACAGGUGUUAGGUGUCCAUGGAUGAUUCAAUGCACCCAUUGCACAAUUGCUCGAAGGCUGGACAGUAGGAAGUUUUUCAAUUUUGACAAAAUUUUCUUCUCUUGGUGCAGUUAAUUGCCUAAAGAUUCAUAUUAUGUAUAUCAAUAGUUGAGAUGGUAAGAGAGAUAGAUGUAGAAAGUUUAUUAUUAUUGGUAGAAUAAUUUGGAAGGCUUAUGAUGUUGAAGUGAUUGAGAAUAAAAUUGUUCUCUCUCUUAUCUAACAAAUGGAGAUUGGAACGUUGGAGCA
Malania oleifera is the source of this 2490-nucleotide messenger RNA. Its product is annotated as translation factor GUF1 homolog, chloroplastic. Bases 40 to 2136 code for a protein of 698 amino acids. The record is from RefSeq and is a predicted model, not a curated record. The transcript has 24 exons. Gene Ontology annotation, molecular function: GTPase activity; GTP binding; ribosome binding. Gene Ontology annotation, biological process: positive regulation of translation. Lineage: Eukaryota; Viridiplantae; Streptophyta; Magnoliopsida; Santalales; Ximeniaceae.